Molecule: messenger RNA, 558 nt
Organism: Penaeus vannamei (Pacific white shrimp)
Lineage: Eukaryota; Metazoa; Arthropoda; Malacostraca; Decapoda; Penaeidae
Source: RefSeq, a predicted model, not a curated record
AUGACCUCUCCAAUGCCCUCCAAACUAACGCAUGUUCCGUUUCCUUUCCCUCAGAGGGAGCGCUGCGGGUACUUCCUCCUCGACACCGUGUUCACCGUGGUUGUAACCGGGUCUCUGGUUGUCUUCGUAUGGCGCGGGGCCUGGGUGUUCCUGGACGCUGUGCUUUUCCCUACCAUGCCGCGCUACUCGGCUAUGGGCUCGAUGGUGUUGGGCAUGACGGUGACUCUGCUGGUGUUCGCCGCACAGCUGGUGCUGAUCCCGUACCUCCGCCACGUGAGGAAGGGCGUCGGCAAGAUCGUGGUCGAGGACGCCUACCACACCAUCUGCUUCGUUGGCGACAUCAACAUGUGGAGGGGCGUGUGGAUGCUCCUCAACAUUUACCUCCUUCCAGACAUGCCCGUUGUCAGCAAUUUCCUGACGUCGGUGGCUGGUCUGGUCUUGCUGAUGUGCUUCUACACAUCCAACUCCAUCUUGGUGAGAGGCGCUGUGAUGGAUGGCGCGGGAGAAGGAUCCAAGGGAGUUACAUUCCCCACGCAGUACUUCAGAUUCUUCUAUAAG